Molecule: messenger RNA, 1902 nt
Organism: Lymnaea stagnalis (great pond snail)
Lineage: Eukaryota; Metazoa; Mollusca; Gastropoda; Lymnaeidae
Source: the annotation of a GenBank genome assembly
AGAGAGUAGUGCAGUAGACAAGUGCACACCACCUGACAACGCAUUGAUUGGAACGACCUGUUAUAAUUUUCACAAAACGAAGCUUUCAUGGAGUAAUGCUAAGGUAGGCAAAUAGAAGAGAAAAAAAAACACAAAAUGUAAUCUUUAGUAUCAUAUAGUUAAUUUCCAGCUCAUUUUGCCCUAUUUUUUUUAUUGUAUUACUCCGUCACAUUUUCCGUUGGUCAAGACUUCGUAGGAGGAAAUCACGGGGCCUGAGAUUUGUAUGUAGGACUAAAAGCUGAUUUCCCCAGUAUCAGUAACGUUGCAGGAAUUGCCGAAAAUUUCUAUAACAGGGACUUAAACUCAGCGUUGUCAAUUUAGAAUGUCCUUCUCUUUAAUGAGUGGUCGUCCAGGUCUAACGAUGACGUUUGUAUUCUUGUCUAGGUUUUGCUGGGGGAUUUAGCUCCAGUCCAUAAGCUUUGGAUUGAGACAUUUCAGGCUGCUCAGAACUUUACUCAAUUUUAUAUUUUGAUCAAUUUUUUUUUUAAAAUUACCAUUGUCUGCAAUAAACCGCAAUAUCUUUGUCACAUCGUCUUCAUUAUGUAAUAUUUAUAUAACAGAAAUAUCCCUUCGAACCAUAACGGCAGCAAUACAUGAAUCUGAUAUGUUCUAAAGUUUCUGGACCGAAAAGCAUUAACAUAAAAUUCUAAUUUCAGGCAAUUUUAUUUAGUUCGUCUUAUGAAUACAGCUUUACAACACCGUAAUACAUUAUAUCUAAGUAAUUAUUAUUUGCAAUAUAUGUUAUUAUCUUUAGAUUAUGGCGGUAUUGUCUUUUUAAAAUCUUUUACUUCGUUUUUUACGUGUGCUUUUUUCUUUGGGUCUGGUUGUGCGGCAACAUUUUCGAAUGAUUAAUUAAACUACUACUACUUAACAUAUCCAGCUAUAACUUGGCAAAUAGUCUAUUGCCGAUGAUGAACAAUUUUUUUAGCAAAUGUUCAAACCCACCCCACGGCCCAUCAAAUGUCAUUUAUUGCUGGGUUUUUUUCUUGCUGAAUGUAAAGGAAAUAUGUCACUAAUUUUACGAAAGAAAAAUCACGCUAACUAUAUAAGAUCCUUAAAAAAAUAUUGAACUUUCAUUUAAUGUAUAUAUUUUUUUAUUAUUUUUUUUUCUUGUGUCAAAUUUUGUGCAGUAAAUCUGCGGUGUAAAUGGGGUGAGAGAUGGGAAUAAUAAUAAAAGAUAAAAUAAUACAAAUUGCCUAUAAAAGAUUUACAAGAACAUUUUUGUAGGGUCUCUUUAAUUAUUUCAACAGAUGGCGUGUGAAACGGAAGAACAUCUGCUAGCGAGAAUAGAAAGUACAGAUCAUAUAGAGAAUAUUUUUGUAAACAUGUCUUCGGUUGAUAAAAACACAGGUAUAUGCAACUUGUGAUAUGUGUAUGUAUCAUUUGUAUGUGACAUUUGUUUGUGAUAUUUUAAAUUGAUAUUUGUAUGGGACAUGUUUGUGUGACGUAUGUUAACAGAUAUCUCAAUGUUUAGAACCGUAUGUACAACAAAAAAGAGUUCGUUUCUUACCAAACCAAUGAAAAUGAAUUUAUCCAUGUUCAUUUUCGUGACUUUUAUUUUGCUACCUAUUUUUCCCCAGAUCAGUGGUACUAAAACUCUGGCAAGCGGGGCCAAUUAAUUCGAAAAUAUCUUGUUGAAAUUUACAUCCGUUAACAAAUGUUGUUUUUUUCUAAAAUAAAAACUAUGCAUACAUGUACAAUGCAGACACAUUCCCAGCGUGGAUUGGGGCAAGAUCCUUCGAUGUUGAAAAUGCCUUUGUCUGGGAGGAUGAUGGCGCCAGAGUUGUGGAAGACGUUUGGAGAAAUCAAGAGCCAAGGUCCCGCACUGCUACACGAGAAGACUGCGCCGCUGUGGAUUUGGGC